AUGGACCCAUCCAAUGGAACCACACCUCGCCCAGAGGGAUCUGAGGGGGCUUUAAAGCCCCCAGAGGGCAUGGUUCUUCCCCCCAAGGAUAUCCGAAAAGCCAUCGAGACUACCGCAAGCUAUGUCGUUCGCCAUAAAGGCACAUUUGAAGACCGUAUCCGCCAGAAGGAAAAGAACAACUACAAAUUCUCCUUUUUGACACCUGGAGAUGCCUAUGAGCCCUACUAUCAAUGGUAUACGGCUGAGUACAAAGCAGGGCGAGUAGCGGGAUUAGCUGGGCGAGCUGGCGAGUCUGUUGCCGCCGCGGAACCCGAAAAGCCCAAGGGGCCACCCCAACCGUCUUCGUUCCACUUCUCGGCGCGUAUGCCUAUUAUCAAUGCGCAGGAUUUGGACGUCGUCAAGCUCACGGCAUUGUUUGUCGCAAAGCGGGGAAAGUCAUUCAUGACUGCCCUGUCGCAGCGCGAGGCCAGAAAUUUCCAAUUCGACUUCUUACGGCCACAGCAUAGUCUCUACCAAUUCUUCACUCGAUUGGUCGACCAAUAUACUAUCUUGCUUCGCGCCGAGGGCAUCGACGAAGCAACUUCGGCCACGAAAAGAAUUGCUGAACUGGAGCGAAAUGCAAAGAACAAAUUCAAUGUCAUGGAGCGUGCUAAGCAGCGCGCAGAGUGGGUGAAAUAUCAGCGAAAACAGAAGCAAGAGAAGGAAGAGCAAAGUGAACAGGAGCGUAUUGAGUAUGCUCAGAUCGACUGGCACGACUUUGUCGUCGUUGAAACCGUCGAGUUCACCGAGCACGACGACCACGCGGACUUGCCACCGCCGACCUCAGCCAAUGACCUGCAAUCUGCCUCUCUCGAGCAAAGAGCAGCGCUCUCCCUCAACACACGACGCAUCGAGGAAGCGAUGCCCACCGGCCUCGACGAACCUGUCUACUACAACGCCUACCCAGUUCAAACCCCACCCAUGCACGCCCCGCAACCUUCGGCCUCGCCUUACCCAGCAAGCCCCUAUCACCCAACAGGCCAGUAUCCCAACGCAGAAGAAGAACAGCGCAUCCGCGAGCGGACCCAAUCGCGCGAUCAAGCCGCCGCUGCCCAGGCAGCAGCCAUCCCAGGCCAACAGCCAAUGCGCAUCCGUUCAGAUUACGUGCCCCGAGCCCAGGCCCGUCGUCAACAAGCUCAGAUGGCGAUUUGCCCUUACUGCAACCAGAAAGUACCGUUCCCCGAACUGGACGAGCACAUCCGUAUCGAGCUACUCGAUCCGCGCUGGAAAGAGCAGCGUGCGAAGGCCGAAGCUCGCAGUGCCACCACCAACCUGUCCACCGUCGACGUGGUCAAUAACCUCAAACGCCUUGCAAGUCAACGCAGCGACGUCUUCGAUCCUGCCCCCGUCGACCCGGAGGAAGAUCGCCGCAAGCGAAUGGCCAUAGGUGUCGAUGGCUCCGCUGGUCCACAGAACCCGAAUGCUGGCCCGCCUGGCGUGCACAACCCCCAGAGUAUGAAUAUCGAAGACCAGCUCAGACAUAUUCAUCAGCUUGCGAAGAAAUGA
Molecule: messenger RNA, 1545 nt
Organism: Penicillium griseofulvum
Lineage: Eukaryota; Fungi; Ascomycota; Eurotiomycetes; Eurotiales; Aspergillaceae
Product: SURP domain-containing protein
Exons: 1
Coding region: 1-1545 (514 amino acids)
Biological process (GO): mRNA cis splicing, via spliceosome; regulation of alternative mRNA splicing, via spliceosome
Cellular component (GO): catalytic step 2 spliceosome; U2-type prespliceosome; U2 snRNP
Molecular function (GO): RNA binding
Source: RefSeq, a predicted model, not a curated record